UAUUAGCUGGGCAUCACAAAGGUGCAGGACACUUAAAUAAACAAUCAACAAAAAAUGUACUGAUGUAGCAUGAAUGUUACUUGAUAAUUGCAAAACAGAUACUACUUUUAAAGUACUGUGAAGCAGCCAUGUCUGAUUCAGGGAAAAGAAAAUGGAGCAGAGAAACUGCCGGUUUUGCUGGUACAAUGUGGAAUAUUUAGCAUUUGAGUCUCACUUCCUCCUUUUUGAAAUGUAUAUUCCAAGCAAGUUGUUAUGUAACUGCAGACUAUUACUCAGUCAGUGGGAAAAUAACUUGUUUGCUCAUCAAACUGGGCAUGCAUCCACAUGCUACAAGAACCAGGAAGGUGUACUUCCCGUGACCACACCCCCUGAGCCGGGCCGUUUGAUAAGGCAGCUGCACAGUCUGCUGCUGGUCAGUCAUCAAAACCAAAGGCAACUGUGUGCAGAGUUAUGGAGCAAAAAGUGAGCAUUGUUUCGAGGGCCGAGUGGGGAGCAGCUGCCCCUAAAAAGAAGGAGAGUCUGAAGGGCUCAGCCCAAAGAGCCAUCAUACACCACACUGCCCUGCCAAGCUGCGAAGGCCUGAAAAAGUGUAAGGACCAUGUUGCCAGCAUUCAGAGAGGGCAUAUGACAGACAGAGGCUUCGAUGACAUUGGAUAUAAUUUUCUCGUUGCAGCCAAUGGUACAGUGUUCGAGGGCCGUGGCUGGGGUGUGGUAGGGGCACAUACCAAAGGCAACAAUCAUGACUCAGUGGGGAUUGCCUUCAUGGGCAAUUUCAAUAAUGACACGCCAAGCAAAGAGGCAAUAUUGUCAGUCAAACAGCUGCUGCAGUCCGGAGUUUCCAAGGGUUUUUUACACAACAAGUUUUCUCUGUUUGGGCACAGAGAUCUUGGAAGCACAGAAUGUCCAGGAAACAAGCUUUACGCUGCACUUCCACAACUGAAGAGUACAUAAAGCAUGCUGCGAACUGUGACGGAAAAUUCUUUCCCUUUCGCACACAAACCUUAAGCUUCGGUAUGAACAGGGUAACGGUAUGAGGAAGAACUUUAAAGAUCAAACACUAACUCUCCUAUCUCUUUUUUUUCCUUCCCAUAUGUUUUUUAGCAUGGGUCUCCUCUUAACCAGGGGAAUGUUAAUAUUGUAACAGGAAGAGGUCCUAUAGGUUUUAUAGCAUGUUCACAACCUAUCUCUCUUGCAGCAGGGGGAGCCAUCACAUAGACUCUAGACUCAAGAAGUGCAAAAUGUUUUCAACAUUUCAACUUUCUUUCAAUUUGUGAUGAUAGUUUUUAGUUAAUGUAGUGAAGGUGCAAUAUUAAAAUGGUGUGCAAUACA
Molecule: messenger RNA, 1329 nt
Organism: Lates calcarifer (barramundi perch)
Lineage: Eukaryota; Metazoa; Chordata; Actinopteri; Centropomidae
Gene: pglyrp5
Product: peptidoglycan recognition protein 5
Exons: 4
Coding region: 451-951 (166 amino acids)
Biological process (GO): innate immune response; peptidoglycan catabolic process
Molecular function (GO): N-acetylmuramoyl-L-alanine amidase activity; zinc ion binding; peptidoglycan binding
Source: RefSeq, a predicted model, not a curated record